Molecule: messenger RNA, 2160 nt
Organism: Trachemys scripta elegans
Lineage: Eukaryota; Metazoa; Chordata; Testudines; Emydidae
Product: golgin subfamily A member 6-like protein 1
Exons: 8
Coding region: 248-1429 (393 amino acids)
Source: RefSeq, a predicted model, not a curated record
AUGGUGUGUGUGAAAAAUUUCUCCACAGUAGACUAUUUGAAAAUGUUCCUAACUGUUUUUCUUUUCUCAUCAUAAUUCUAAUAUGUGCUGGACCUGCUCAGGAAAAGUGCCUUUUUGUGUACUGGGGAUGCAGGUUUGUCGUGCAAUUAUAAAGAUAUAUAAUGAAGGCAUCAGUAAUUACUUCAUAAAGAUGCACUGAGACCUCUCAAAGCAAGUCAAAGCCAGACAAAAAUCCUUCGAAUGUGACAUGGUAACUUCAAAGGACUGUUACAUUUUCCACGAAUUACAGUCCCAAGCUGAUGGCCUCCAUUUGGAACUCAAGCGAAAGGAAGCCAGUUUAAAUAUGCUGAAAACAGACAGAGAACGAAUUAAUAACCAGAUCAAUGUUGCAGCUGAACUUCAUUCUAGAGAGAAGCAGGCUUUACUAGAGGAGAUCAUACAACUGAAGAGAAGGAAGGAACAGACAGACAGACAGGCCUCUGAAAAGGAAAUGGAGCUAUUGCAUGCCAGGCAGGAAUUAGAACAGCAACAAACCAAUCUGAGUAAUUGUGAACAGAAAAUCCUUGUGAUACAGUCAAAGUUGAAGCAACGGUCAGAGCAGCAGACGGCAGUAGAUUUGCAGCUUUCUGAAAAGAGAAAGGAACUUAUGAAAGUGCAGUUUGCUGUGCAUGAAAUGGAAGACAAAAUAUUUAAAAAAACUGCAAUGAUGCAAGACCAGAUCACACAUGACAUCAGAAGUGAGAUAAGUUUUCUUCAUCAGCAAUUGAGAGAGAAAGAUCUACUGGCAGAGCAGGAUCGUUUCUUAAGAAGCAAAAUGAUGGAUGAUUAUGCAUCCCUGACCACAGAGAAUGCUGUGCUGCGUUCCCAGCUCUUGGAACUUAACAAGCAACUGAACAUAGAGAGAGCCCUCAGGGAAGAGAGUUCUACAUCUCAGUCUUCCAGCUUUACUCAACUUCUCAAAGUGAAAGACCAAGAAGAGCAUCUGAAACAUGAGAUCAAGAUGCACCAAGAGCUUUUGCAGCAGGAAAAGAAAAACUUGCAAGAACUUAUGGAAAAGAUUCAUAUUUUGGAACAAGGAAGCACAUCUCUUGACUUAAAUGUAGCAACAAUAUGUAGUCGAAUAGCUGAAAUGAAGGGUAUGCUGGACAAAGAGGAACAGGAUAAUAUUGAACUACAGAGAGAUAAAGCUUUAUUGGUAGAUCUUGUAUCUAGUUUACAAAACCAGCUUGUUGGGAGGGACAGUGAACUCUCGCAAACAUCUACUAAGAUGCUGCAGCUUGAUCAGGAUAUUUCAGCACUGAAAACAAAGCAUGUGUUACGUCAGUCUCUUCAGUCAGAAAAAUGGCAGGAAAUCUCCAAAAUGGCAAGCUCGAUGAGGAAACUUACCAAAUCAAUGACAGAUGUAGCAGAUAGCAUGGGGAAAUAUUAGGUUGGGUGACACAAUUAGAGGUGCUAUGCUGUAGAUAGAAAAUUAAUCCUUUAAGUACAACAUGACUUUAAUUUCAGUGGGCUAGUCAUCUUUAUGAUCACUUUUGUUUUUAACAAAAUUGAUUUCAGAGAUUUAAAAUGCUAUGAAAAUACUUGUAAUGGAGCAGUUUCUUUUUCACUGUACCACAUAGACAUGAGAUUGUCUUAUGAAGCCAAUAAACAAUAUAGAUUUGGUUCCUUAAAUGUAUUUGAAAUCUAAUAAGUGUAGAUCUAGCUUUGGUGAUUGCCAAUUAUUGUAAUUUUGGUGAGUAAAAUGUUACUCAGUUUCUCUUUACACGGUAAUGAAUAAGAGUUCUUGUGUGAAAAAAUGAGUGAUAUGUGAGUGAAAAAGAUUUCAUCCAUAAUAGGGCUUCAUAAAAAUAUGAAUAAAAUAACCUAUUUUUCAGCAGAUUUAAUGGAUUUAAAUUUAAUCCAUAUCUCUUAGACAGCUUUCAAAAUCUCAUCCUAUAUUUUUUAAAAAGCAAAUGUACUAAUUGUGCUCUAUUCAGUGAAACAGUUACAUAUAGAGAGGGGUUGCUCUGCUGUUUCACAAAAUUUUGACUAUAUCCUGCCAUUAGUGUGUUUUGAAAUUUUUAAUCCAAAAUAUCUAUUCACAUAAAUUAGAGAGACAAGGUGGGUGAGGUAAUAUCUUUUAUUGGACCAACUUCUGUUGGUGAGAGAGACAAGCUUUCA